Molecule: messenger RNA, 8344 nt
Organism: Alligator mississippiensis (American alligator)
Lineage: Eukaryota; Metazoa; Chordata; Crocodylia; Alligatoridae
Gene: SEPTIN4
Product: septin-4
Exons: 11
Coding region: 274-1269 (331 amino acids)
Biological process (GO): regulation of exocytosis; cytoskeleton-dependent cytokinesis
Cellular component (GO): cell division site; microtubule cytoskeleton; septin complex
Molecular function (GO): GTPase activity; GTP binding; molecular adaptor activity
Source: RefSeq, a predicted model, not a curated record
AGCUGUAGUUCUCCCAUGCCUGUGUGGUAGGCCUGUGUGGAGCAGCAAGUAUUCACCUUGGAUUCAGCCAAUUCAGGGGGACAGUGAUUCAAUUUGGAAAUUUGAAUCACUGUUCCAAUUCGAUUCAGCCAAAUCAGGUCCAAAAGGUCCAGCACUGCUUCAGAGAUUCGGCCAUGGAGUAAAUAGCUGGAUGAUAAAGAGUAUGUGGGGUUUGCAACACUCCCCAAUCAAGUCCAUCGAAAGUCGGUGAAGAAGGGGUUUGACUUCACACUUAUGGUGACAGGGGAAUCUGGGCUGGGAAAAUCCACCCUCGUGAACAGCCUCUUCCUCACAGACAUGUAUAAGGAUCGCAAACACCUUAACGCAGAAGAGCGCAUCAUGCAAACAGUGGAGAUCACCAAACACGUGGUGGACAUUGAGGAGAAAGGGGUCAAACUCCGCCUGACCAUUGUGGAUACCCCGGGCUUUGGGGAUGCAGUCAACAACACUGAAUGCUGGAAGCCAGUGUCUGAUUACAUUGAUCAGCAAUUUGAGCAGUACUUCCGGGAUGAAAGUGGCCUGAACCGGAAGAACAUCCAGGACAACCGGGUGCACUGCUGCCUCUACUUCAUCUCACCCUUUGGACAUGGCCUUCGUCCCCUGGAUGUCGAGUUCAUGCGAGCUCUCCAUCAGAGAGUAAACAUAGUGCCUGUCCUGGCCAAGGCUGACACCCUGACACCCUCUGAAGUGGAGCGCAAGAAAAGCAAGAUCCGGGAGGAAAUUGGGCACUAUGGGAUCCGGAUCUAUCAGUUCCCUGACUGUGACUCUGAUGAAGAUGAGGAUUUCAAGCUGCAGGACCAGGCUCUGAAGGAGAGCAUCCCUUUUGCUGUGAUUGGUAGCAACACAGUCGUGGAGGCCAAAGGAAGGAGAGUCCGGGGGCGACUGUAUCCCUGGGGCAUUGUGGAAGUGGAGAACCCCACACACUGUGACUUUGUGAAGCUCCGUACUAUGCUGGUAAGGACGCAUAUGCAGGACCUCAAGGAUGUGACACGAGAGACUCACUAUGAGAACUACCGGGCCCAGUGCAUCCAGAGCAUGACGCGCAUGGUGGUGAAGGAGAGGAACCGCAACAAGCUGACAAGGGAAAGUGGGACAGACUUCCCUAUCCCAGUUAUCCCAACAGUACCAGACUCGGAGACUGAGAAACUCAUUCGGGAAAAGGAUGAAGAGCUGAGGCGGAUGCAGGAGAUGUUGCAGAAGAUCCAAAGACAGAUGAAGGACUCUCACUAACCUCCCUGCCCCUCCAGCUUCUGCGCCGCACAGAAACUGGAAAUGUUUACAUCGUGCUCCAUCCCAUCAAAGCCAAGUUACAGUACUCAGUACAACAACACACCUGUCACCUUAAGCUGAUGCAAUAUCGCCUUAUUCUCGAACCUCAGCGCUUUCCCUCCAGAAGCCUAGAGGAAAAAUGGCUGACACAUUGCAGGGCUCCUCUCUAUUGCCUUCCCUCGGCCUCCUGACUUAGAACUGAGCCUCCUCACUUCUAACAGUGGCUGCAAACCCACCCCUGAGACUCCAGGCAAUGCUUCCCCAUGGUUCAGCUGAGUUGCACCUACUUGCUUCACUGUGUCCCUUUAUGGUGAAUAUGUACAGCCUCUCUUAGUUCAAAGCACUCCUGAGGUGCACCUCAAUUCCCUUUCCGAGAGACCACAGAAUGUCACUCGUUCUUGUCAGCAGGACUCUGCCAUACUGGGAGAUUGUGCAGACCUACUGCUUCAGGAGAAGUCGUAUGGGUGGCUAGUGGAGCACCGUGGCUAUGGCUGUGGGAGAGACUGAGCCCUGGGCCCCCCAGUCUCCAGAUGGGAACUAGCAUUGUGCAGCAGUUCUAGAAGUAAAAUUCUAGUUCCCAUGAAUGAUGCCUGUGUCCUGGCACCUGGUUCUGCAGGGCCUCUGACCUGCACUGUAUGCAGUCACUUACACCAGGGCCAAGGCUAUUCUCCAAUAGUAAUGACCAGCAACAAUGACUUGGUGUUCAGGCAAAGGGGACUCAGGCCCUCAACCUCCUCUUCCAAACAAGCCUGGCUUUGUGAAUGAUAGCUGGACAGCCAACAUACAUUGUAACAUGUUUGUGAGCCCAGCUAAUCUGGAUGUCCUGGCCCUUGCUUCUGCCAUCAGCUAACAGCUUGAAGGACUUGCCCAUGUUUUGAGAUCACUGGGUCUUAUUCUAUUUGCUGAUACAUGAACUCAUCCAUUGAUGCUUCUGGGUUCCAAAUGGAAAGCCAGGCGUAUUGGCCCUGGGAGCAAGGAGCACAUUGAAUCAUAGUAAAGUAGGGCUGGAAUGGGCCUCUGGUCCAACCCCCUGCCUGAACCAGCUGCUCCUAGGUCAUCCAACCUCUUCUUGUACGGCUCCAACGAUGAAGAUUUCACAACUUCCCUAGGCGGCGCUAUUCUACCGUCUCACUGUUCUAACAGUGAAGAGGAUUUUUUUUCCUGAUAUCCAGUCUAAGCUUACUUUACUGCAACUUUAAGCCAUUGGUCCACAACCUGCUCUCUGCAGUGAGAAAGAUAUGUUCUCCAUCUUGUUUAUGGCACCCUUUCAGGUAUUUGAAGACUGCUAUCAUGUCCCCUCUUAAGCACUUUUCUGCAAGUUGAACAUGACUAGCUCCUCCUCCUACUUCCUUUCAAAGCCCUUUAUCAUUUUUGUCACCUGUCUCUAGACCCUCUCUAACUUCUCCAUGUCUUUUUUAAAAUGUGGAGCCCAAAACUGCUCACCAUACUCUAGGUGAGGCAUUACCUGUGCCAAGUAAAUAGGCACCAUCUCUUCCAGUGUCUUGCAUCUAAUGCUCAUAUUGAUAUGGCCUAAAAUCACAUUCAGCUUUUGUGCAGCUACAUCAUGCUGCAAACCCGUAUUAAGUUUGUGAUUCACCAAGAUUCCUAGAUCUUUCUCCAAAGUGCUGCCAUCCAGCCAGUUGCCAUCUAUUUUGUAUAUGUGCUUUUUGACCAAAGGUGCAGCACCUUACAUGUAUCAGCAUUAAACUUCAUUCUGUUCACUCCACCAUAGUAUGAAAUGGCUUCAGCCCCAGAAAGCCAGGUGACAUGGCAGUAAAUGUGCCCAAUUACUUCUCUUUUGUGUGGAUGCAUCUUCAAAGCUGAAUGUCAGGCAGUGCCUGCUUCGGGCCAUCCAACCUGUUCUGAUCAUCAGUGUAUAGGAGGUGUGUUCUGUGCAGCAUACCCUACACACAUCUCUUCUUCCCAAAGCAGAAUGGCUAGGUGAGUGGUGUGGGGCCCAUCUAUGGGUCAGAUUGGGCUGUGGGGUCCCAGCAUCACUCCCUCCUGCCCUCCAUGCACUAGGAUUGGGUCCCUGGGGGCUGGCACCACUCCCUCUCAUGAAGAUUGGGUCCUGGGAAAUAAAUGGUCAGGCAUAGCCCAGGAAACAAGUGCUCAGAGAUGUCCUUCUAACACUGUGGUAUGGCUGUAGAGGAAUGCAUGCACCAGCCUCAGCUUCCUAGCUGCCAUGAGUCCAUGUACCUUCCUGGCAUAGGUAUUAAUUCGUGAAGUCACUACAGGGCUCCCCUCCUGCCACACGUUCAUAUCCACACUCAGCAGGGCUCCCUUAGCAUGCAUACAGGCAUGCAUGAGCGCAUCUGUGUAUAGCAGGUAUCUUCCCUGGUACAGAGGGGUGCACAUACAUGUAUACACAGCAGACUCCCCUUCUGGCAUAGAUGCAGACACACAUGCACAUAUGCAAGGCCUUCUUUGGAUGGGUACAUGCAUAAGCAUACACUCACUGCAGGGUUCCCUUUUCUCCUCCAAGAAGCAUGAUUUGGGGGGCAGAGAAAGUACAACCUGUGUGUUGUGCAUGGCACUGCAAAAUUCAUGAAUUCUAAGCUCUUCCUGAAAUUCCCUGGUGAAGCUAGUGGCUAUUCCAUGUUCUGUCCCAGCCAGUCUCCUUGCCUUGUUCUGAGAAGCUAGAUGAGGACCUAGCUUUUGUCUCCCAACCCUGGCAAUUUGCCAGAGCAGGUAGUCCAGUCUCCAGCACACUGCAUAACAGUACAGGGCCACAACAGCUUGCAGCUUCUGCAAACCCAAUACCAAUUCCUUACUGGAGGUGCAUGGACUCCAUAAUCGAAUGAACCUUACUAGUGGAAAACAGUGAGCCCACCUGAGUCAGAGUUAGCUGUUAAACUAAAUGGUUUAAAGAUGAAGAUACUGUUUGGACUGCAGGCAGCGCACAGCAACACUACAGAUACAGUCCUGAAAAACCAGAGUAGACUUCCUAGCAUCCAUGCACAUGACAGGAACCAAAACAUGGGCAUGUCACAUGGGCUGUAGCUCAUCUAUCUGGUGGCGCUGACAGCAGGGCCAAGCCUGGAGACUGGGCAAGCCAUUUCAAGAAUGGGAACAAGCCUGUACUUCCUAUCCUCUGGCUCAGUGUCUCCCUUGGAACAUCUGGACCCAAAAGAAUCCUGGAAAAUCUCUUUCCUAGCCUCAGCCUGGACUGAAGAUCUUCCUUGUGGACCUGUCCUCACAGACCUCUGCACUGCAGAUGCAUUGCCCAUUCCAGGGGUGUGUAGAAAGUACUCUUCAUCCAGGUGGUUGGUAUCUCCUCUUCUGGGCAACGAGAGAUGGAAAACCAGUUUGAGUAAAAUGCUUAAACCUUCACCCAAAAUGCAAAUCAAACCUCUCAAAGCAUCUUUAUGCCUCCUUGGUUUUCUGGGUUGUGCGGCAAGCAUUGCUCCUGAAGAGUAAAGAGGAGAGCUGUCUUCACAACCUUCAGCCUAGAAAAGCAGAAAUCUCCCAAGGAAGACAGCUCUCCUCUUUACUCUUCAGCAGCUCUGCUUGCCACACAACCCAAAAGGCAAGGUGGCAUAAAGAUGCUUAGAGAGGUUUGAUUCUCAUCUUGGGUGAAGGGCCCAGCUUUUGAUAUGGAGGGCAGAGAAUGGCUCUUGUGAGCCAUCUGAUCCAAUUUUUCAGCGUGUAGACAUUUGAGGUAGCUUGGAUGAACUUGGAAGAGUUCCCAGACUUUUGGAGCUAUUUCCAGUCCAUGUCUUUGUGGUCAACCCCUAUUUGCAUCCUGCCUCCAGCUAGCAAUUAUUUUAAGCAAUAAUUAGGGACCUACUUAAUUUGUGGUUUCACAGAUUUCAUGGAAACUGUGAAAUCUGGGAUUGUUGGUGAAUUCACAAAAUCAAAACAAAAACAUAUAAAAUAAAGUGCUGGCUCCCCAGUGGGAGCCACUGGUCCUUGCUGCUGGGAGGAGCUGGUGGGGAGGCAUGAAGGGCAGCCAGCAAUCAAGAUGGUGGCUGCUCCCUUGUCCCUUCUCCCUCCUGGGUCCUCUUCACAAAUCAGUGCUGAGGGGCAGGACCGUUGAGAAAUGCCAGUGAAAUUGUCUCACCAUUAUUUAAGUAGGUCCCUAGCAAUAACCCAGGUCCCAUGUAAGCACGCAUUGUUUCUAAACAGCUAUUCUGUAUGACUGGCAGCACCACCAGUGUUAUCCUUCUCCUCUCCAACAAAACUGCUCUGCCAGACUAACCUCACUUAGGACUAAGUAAGCCCAAGAGACUCAAGUUGACUUCAGUGCCCUGUUCUGUUUGUAGCUCUAUGACUGGGUUGAUUGAAGGUUUUUGGAGAUCCCACUAUUACCUGAUUUCUAUCCCGCUGCAUCUGACCUUGUUUAACAUCUCUAUUAGGCUGUGAAGUCAUGCAGAACAUAGGAAACAAGCAUGCAAUCAUCACAUGUUUGUUUUGUCCAAGCCCAUGCCUAUUUUUAAAAACUAACUGACCCUGCUCUAAAUGACACCCCAUAGAGCCAACAGUGGGGUGGGCAGGGGUAAUCAGACACUGGCACUGGGCAGUGCCUCAAGUAAAGGGGGGCAGGGAGGGGAAUUAAACUCCCCUGUCUCCCCUCUGUCCCACUCACACAGGGACCCAAACAGGGGUCUGCCCAGCUUUCCUCCCCACUGUCGGGGCCAUGGUCAGAGCCAGGCUGGGCAGCAGCCUCAGGUGAAGUAGGGGAAAGGGAGGAGAAUUAAACUCCCCUUUUUCCCCUCUUCGGCAUGGGCACAGGGACCCCAGUCAGGGCCUGCCAGGGUUUCUGCCCCACUGCCUGCUCGCAUGGCAGGGGGUAUGGCCAGAGCUGGCCUGCAUGGCCCUGCCAUCUGCCCACCUCACCUGGGGCUGUGGGGCUGAGCUGAGCCAACCUGCGGGUGCUGCUGAGGGUGGGUGCAGGGGGGCUGGCCCAUGGGGACAGGGCCUUUCCAUCUGGAUUCAGCUUGGGCUGGGACCAGAGGAGCUGUGAACUCAGAUUGAUCCAGGCUCCCCAUGCCCAGGCUGGGUUGGGCUGGGCUGUUAUGGAGCCACAGCCAGCUGGGAAGGGCCCUAACCCUGGGCUGGCCCCUCCAUGCCCAUUCUCAGCAAGGGCUGCAGCCAGCCCCUCUCAGCCCCAGGCAAGGUGGGCCCAGGCUGGGCCAUGGGGACAGGGCCCUUCCCAGCUGGCUGUGGCUCUGUGACAGCCCUGCCUGGCAUGUACAGGUGAUGGCUGGCCACGCAGCAGCAUGGAGGCAAUGCUGCUGCAGCUGCAGGCAGGCACCUUGGCAGCUGGACUGGCCAUGCAGGACAAUUCCUUCAUGAGUGUGUCUGCCCACGUCACCUUGGAGGCGCCAGUGACCUGGAGCCCAGAAGCCAUCUGCCACGGGGGCUCAUGUUCCCGUAGCCACUGCCACUACACCCCUGCAUGGUGCCUGUGAUAAGCAAGCACCAUGCAGGGGGUGCAGCGGUGGUGGCGGCAGGAGCAGCGACUGCAGGCACAUGAGCCCCAGUGGCAGGUGGCUGCUGGGCUCUGGGCCCGCCAGUGCCUCUGAACCAACCUGGGCAGCCACAGGCAUGAAGGAAUCAUCUCACGCAGCCAAUCCAACUGCCAAGACACCCGCCCACAGCUGCAGCAGCAUUGCCUCUGCGCUGCUGCCCGGCCAGCUGCCACCCAUGUGCACUGGGCUGGGUUGUGACAAAGCUGCAGCUGGCUGGAAAGGGCCUUCCCCCAGGCCCUGGCCCAGGCCAGCCCUCUUAUCCACCCGCCUCACCCAGGGCUGAGUGGGGCCAGCUGUGGGUGCUGCUGAGGGCAGGCAUCGAGGGGCCAGCCCAGGCUGGGCUGAGCCAUGGGGCCAGGGCCCUUUCCAGCUGGCUAUGGCUCCAACAGUCCAGCCUGUCCUGGGCGUGAGAAGCUGGGAGCAAUUCGGGUGCACAGGUCCCGUGGCACCAGCACGAGCCUCAGCCGGCUAGAAGGACCCUACCCCUGUAGCCCAGCCCAGGUCAGCCCCUCUGUGCCCAUGCUCAGUAGCACCUUCAGGCUGGCCUGGCUCAGCCCCACAGCCCCAGCCACAGCACUAGCCCCAGCCCUGGGCAAGGUUGGUGGAUGGUGGGGCCAUGCCCCCUGGAAUCUGGCCAUGCCCCCGCCCCUACCGCUGGAGGGGGGUGGAGCCUAACAGGAGCUGCUCUGUCCCAACCAGGCAGACCCCAGCUGCGGUCUCCUGGUGAGAGGGGGGAGGGAGGGGGAAUAAACCCCCUAUCUAUCCCUUCACCUUAAGGGGUCAUGCCAGCUGGCAUCUGUCCAUGCCCCUGCCCCUGCUCUGGCUAGGAAAGUUCCAUAAACUGAUUUGACCCAAAUCAGUUAAAUCUGGUACUACAUUCAACCAGAUUUAUCUUAAACCAGUUUCAGCGAUUUUGAAACUGGUUUCUGUGCACUGAACUUAAGUUCUGUUACAGGUCUAAACUAGUUUCUGUUCACUGAAACCGGUUUAUGUGUAACUUCUAUCCCUCGCCCCUGUGCUUGAGGCCUGCACAGCUGGAUAAGUUCCACGCACACUGUGGGGAGGCAGGAGCAUGCAAGGAGGCAAGUAGCGCCAGCUUCAUAGUCCAAAGGACAGCAGAGCUCCCAGGAUCAGACCCACUGCUGCCAGUGGUCAAGCUUUGGGGUUUUCAGGAUAGGUGCCUGGCAGGUACUGGCCUUUGAUCAAUCUUAGUCAAGUUUAGACAGUGUCUGCAAGAAGCAGGGCAUUCUGGAAAAACUGUAAGAUAUCACAAGUUAUUUCUGAGUAGGCCAAAAAGACAAGAGCAUUCUCAGCCCUCUGACUGCAUGAAAUCCAUUGGCUCAUGCAGUAGUUAUAGAUGUGAGAACCCCACAAGAUGUAUUAGUGCUUUUCAUUUUCUUUUUUAUCUUGCUAUUUUCUUACAGAAAUAACCUAUCUUUGCAUGAUUGUCAUAAAUACAUUUAUUAAAGUACAUAAAGAGUAUAGGUUUAUAAAUUCUUAUACAUCUAGUGGAAAAUUUUUUAUCCACCUAACAAGUUCUCAAUAAAUAGAUCUGACUUGAA